CGGCCAGUCGGGGGAUGGAGGGAGUGGGCUGUUUCUGGCCUGGUUUGCCUGGAAUUAAGUCUCUUUGUGUGCCAUUUUUUAACAGUUUUCGGCCGCUGCUCCGCCCGCGAAAGCCGAAGGGUUGUUAAGUUUUUAACACUCUCGGUGUCGGUGAAGUUUGCUCAGAAGGUCGCGUCACCUUGUUUGUGCUGCUGAAAUAAUGUGGCGGAAAUGAUAGCCGAGCCCAACGCAGCCAGUAACCUUCCCAGCCAAAAGUAAGACCUGGCACAGGUUGCCUGCACAAUCUGCUGGGAGAAUGCUGUCCAUGAUGAGACUGUGCCCGAAUCUCCUGCUCAGAAUGGCACUUGUGUGAGAAAUGGCAACCUGAAAACACCAAGAGAGAAGCGGAAGGUCCGAGAGCAGUGUGAAAACAUAAGGAGGAAUUCUCGCACUAGCAGAAGAGUGAGCCAGCUGCAGAAUGGAGAAGUGGUUGAGGCAGUUACCUUGUUUGAAGUGGUUAGCAUGGGGAAGCAGGCCAUGCAGUCUGUAGUAGUUGACUGGGUUGAAGCUUAUAAACAAGACAGGAAUGUGGCACUUCUGGAUCUCAUCAACUUCUUCAUUCAGUGCUCAGGCUGUCAAGUUGCUUUUACUAGAGAGUUGUGAAGCUGUCUGUUUCAUAACAAUCACUGAAGCACUGCCUUCUGGGGACAGUCUGCUAGUGAAAUUCUUCAGGAUGGCAAGCAUGGUAACAGCAGAGAUGUUUCAAAGUUUGUACAAGAAAGACGUCAUGCAAAAAAUGACAGAGACCUUUGAUAAGGAAACUGGGUUGCAGUAUAAGAAAUUCAUGGCCUAUCCUUGGAUCCUGACAGUUACUUGGCCAGUGGACAUGGACAAUGAAGACUACCCACUGAUCAGAACAGGACCCUAUUGGAAGAAGUUCAAGGCCAAUUUCUGUGAAUUCAUUGCAGUGCUUGUCCAGCAAUGCCAGUGCAGCAUCCUGUAUGAUAACUACUUGAUGGAUGCCAUCAUCUCACUGCUUACAGGGUUAGCAGAUUCCAUGGUCAGAGCAUUCAGGCACACAAGCACUUUGGCAGCAAUGAAACUUCUCACAGCAGUUGUAAGCGUCCAUCUGAACCUUGAUGUCAACAAGCACAACGCUCAAAAAUUGUAUGAGGUGGAGAAGAAGAGGCUAAGUGGCAAGAGGACCAGUUACAGACUUGACCAGCUAGAGAGAAAAAGGAAAGAGUAUGAGCAUAAGCUUCUAGAGAUACAGAACAUGAUGAAUGCAAUUUUCAAAGGGACGUUUCUAAACCGUUACCGUGAUGUUAUCCCUGAGAUCAGAGCAACUUGCAUUGAAGAAAUUGGCAGCUGGAUCAAAACAUACCCAGAUGCUUUUUUGAAUGAUAGCUACUUAAAAUAUGUUGGAUGGAUGCUCUACGAUAAGCAAGCCGAAGUGCGGUUGAAAUGUCUUCUGGGACUGCAGGGAAUUUAUAGCAGAAAAGAGCUUGCUUCCAGGAUGGAUCUCUUUACUAACAGGUUCAAGGAUCGAAUUGUGUCCAUGCCUCUGGACAAGGACCAUGAAGUAGCAGUUCAAGCCAUGAAACUCUUGAUGCUUAUGUCACAGAACUGUGAGGAUGUGUUAUCAGCUGAAGACUGUGAAAUGUUAUACCAGUUUGUUUAUACCACUCACCGUCCGCUUGCAGUCGCAGCUGGGGAAUUCCUUUAUAAAAGGCUGCUUAGUCAUAAGAGAGAUAGAGAAGUUCAGCCCAAAGGAGGAGGAAAGUUUGGGGCAAGCACUGACCAAUUGAGAAGAUUAAUAGACUUUUUCCUGGAGAGUGAGGUACACAAACACGUUGCAUACCUAGUAGACAGCUUGUGGGACUGGGCAGGCAAAUUUCUGAAGGAUUGGGAGUGCAUGACCACUCUUCUAUUAAAAAAUGCUGAAGAAGCUGGAGAAGCACUGAGUGAUGCCCAGGAAAGUGCUCUCAUUGAAAUCAUCCUCGCGACAGUCAGAGAAGCAGCUGAAGGUCAUCCUCCAGUGGGCAGAGGUGCAGCCAAAAAAAUUUUGUCAGUAAAAGAGAAGAAAAUCCAAUUGGAAGACUGUACCAAAAUUACUGAGCACUUUAUUAUGGUGCUUCCUCAGCUCUUGGCAAAGUAUUCAACAGAUGCACAAAAAGUGGCAAGUCUUCUGCAGAUUCCUCAGUAUUACGAUUUGGAUGUUUACAGUACGGGACACCUAGAGAAGCAUUUGGAUGCUUUGCUGAGAGAGAUAAAAGACAUUGUGGCCAAACACUCCGACAUGUCUGUCCUCGAGGCUUCCUCCAGGACUUACUAUGUCCUCUGCCGUGAAGAAAUUGCCAUCUAUAGCCAGGUGGAUUGUGCUCGAACUCAAAUGAUAGAUGAGUUGAUGAAACAGCUUAACCAGCUAAUAGAUUGCUUCUGGCAAAAGGAAGGAGGAUUUUGUACAGAUGCAGGAGAAAUUUCCCGGAUGCACUCUACUUUGAGAAGAGUAGCAGCUUUCCAUAAUGCCCAUGAUCUCACCAAGUGGAAUCUGUAUGACAAGACUUUAAGGUUCCUGGUGUUUGAAACAGAACAUGGCAGUUUGCCUGUUCCAAUUAUCCUACCAGCUCUCCAGUGCACAUAUUUUUCUCUCCUGUGGCAACUAGCUGCAGUUUCAGAAAAUUCUCCCAAGGAGACUCUUUUUCCACUAAGACGGCAGCUGAGACAUUUCAGUCAGAUUUGCACAUGCUUCCUCCACCAUAAGGAAGAAGAUGUAAGAGAAAAGGCCUUCAUGAUACUUUGUGACUGGUUGCUGAUUGUGAGUCACCUGGAUUCAAAAAAUGAAGAAGCAGUUGGACUUCUAGGUUAUCUUCCUAACACACAACUUCAGGAAAAACUGUUUUCAUUUAUCCAGGAACAUGUUUUCAUGGAUGGAGAAGAGGAAAAAAAAGAUCUGACAGAAGAGGGAAAGGAUGAAACUUGCAAACUUGAUGACUUGCACAAAAAGCGGAGUCUUCUGGCAGCAUACUGCAAGUUAAUAGUGUAUAAUGUGGUAGAGAUGACUGCAGCUGCUGAGAUCUAUAAGUAUUAUGUGAAGACCUACCGUGAUUUUGGAGACAUAAUUAAAGAAACGUUAAGCAAGAUGAGAUACAAUAACAAAAUUCAGAGUGCCAAGACACUGAUUCUCUGUCUGCAGCAGCUGUUUCAGACACAUGCAGAAAGCCAAGACAGCAGUAAUGGUGUGGACUUCUCCUCUCCUUCCUUUGCAAACAUCAAAGAACUUGCUCGCCGCUUUUCACUAACAUUUGGUUGGGACCAAGUGAAAUCUAGAGAAUCUAUAGCCCUGAUACACAAGGAAGGGAUUGAAUUUGCUUUUCAAGGAGCUCCUGGAGUAGAUGGAAAAUGCUUGCCUCCUAACUUGAGCUUUCUGUUAAUCAUCAGUGAAUUUUCCAACAAGCUGCUAAAGCCAGACAAAAGACUAGUGUACAAUUACUUACAGAGGUACAUAACAGAGCCACUGCCCUGCAGAGGAGACAAAUGGCAGCCUUUGGUCUGGUACAGAAACUCAUUAUUGGCGAAUGAAGAUGAGGAGAGCUCUGUCCUUGGCAGUUUGGGAGAGUGGCCCCCUGUGGGCUCAUCUAAGACAUCUUCUUUUAAAAGGAAAUUGUCUAAUGGGUCUUUGCCUGAAACCAGCCAGACUGAAGCAGGAAGCAAAGCCCAAGAACAGCAGUGUGUUACCCAGCUUUCCUCUGCAGCAGGGAAAAGCAGAAAGAGGCUGAAAUCUCAAGAGAUGCACUUGCAGGAACAUUUGCCAUUUCUUAGUCCAGCGGGGCUGCGUAGAAGAUACUGCAAAGAUGAGGUUAAGACAGAAGAUGUCUCCGAGGAGGGUCCAGAAGAAACAAUUGAAGAUGUUGAUGUCGUUGGUACAGACCAGGUAAUUCUGGCUGGUUUUCCUGCUCUGAGGGCAGCUGUAGUUGAGGACAGUUAAGACACUGAGAGGACGAACAGAAGUGAAGCACACGCUAUGUUUUUUCUGCAAAUUGUUUAACUCAUCAAUAUGGUGUGAGAGCAUCAAGUGAGGUGGCAGGAGACAUGGAUCAAGUUGUCUCUGUGCCCAUGGGCAUCCACCCAGAACCAGUGUGUAGCACUGUGGUUGAUCUCUCACCAUUGCUGGUUGUGGGCAUUACUGAGGUGGCUGCUGCAGUUCUAGGGUUGGGCCUUCUGAGCAUCUUUACUCAGCUGCAUCCUGAUCCUUGAUGCUGCCUUGGAAAAACCUCACAGCGGCAGGAUUGGAAUCAGGGUAUUGACAAACACUGAAUCAAAGACACUGUGAACCAGGUGAGACAAGCUUGUUUGAAGCAUGUGGGGGCAGUGCUCUGAUGGCCAUGUUCUUUACUGUUUAAAAUAACCAAAUGGAGAUCUGUCCAUUUGGUUGGAGAUUUGGUUCCUUGCACCCAGUGCAGGGGAGAAAAGAGCCUGGCCCACCUGUGAGCACUGGGACCCACUGGCUAAUGGCAAGUACCAUUUCCUGCCUGUAAAAUGGAAAACCUGGAUGAGUUGUGGGAAAGUAUUUUUGAAUUCCGUUGCUUAGAAAGAUGUGGUUAGAGAUCUGUAAGCAUCAGGACAUGUUCCGGGAAAACUUGUCAAGGCUUCAGAGUAACAAAGACAGAAACAAUGGACCAGCUGACUAUUUUCCUCUGGAAGAAGUCCUUCCUACAGUGAUCAUGUGGUGUUUACUUGGAAAAUGCCUGGAACGACAAUGUAAAUAGACUGUAAAUAUGGCCAUUGAAAAAUAGGUUUUUUGCAUUAAGAGUUUGCCAGUGAUUGUCACUCAAGAGUGUUUCGGUGGCAGUAGGCUGGGGAGUGGGGGCUGCCAUCACUGACCCUUUUCACUGCUCCCUGGAAUUGUACAUUGCAGUAAUCAUAUCAGCUUUAUUUUUUAUAUAUAUAUAUAUAUAUUUUGGAUUGUAACUGUGUAAAAUAAACUACAGAACUAUUGCUA
Molecule: messenger RNA, 4981 nt
Organism: Passer domesticus (house sparrow)
Lineage: Eukaryota; Metazoa; Chordata; Aves; Passeriformes; Passeridae
Product: cohesin subunit SA-2-like
Exons: 33
Coding region: 566-3967 (1133 amino acids)
Biological process (GO): sister chromatid cohesion
Cellular component (GO): chromatin; cohesin complex; nucleus
Molecular function (GO): chromatin binding
Source: RefSeq, a predicted model, not a curated record